Punctularia strigosozonata HHB-11173 SS5 is the source of this 1566-nucleotide messenger RNA. RefSeq lists its product as uncharacterized. Lineage: Eukaryota; Fungi; Basidiomycota; Agaricomycetes; Corticiales; Punctulariaceae. The transcript has 9 exons. Bases 1 to 1566 code for a protein of 521 amino acids. The record is from RefSeq and is a predicted model, not a curated record.
AUGGCAGCUGCACGACCACUGGUAUCAUCUGAUACAGAGACAGUGCCAAUCACAGAAUUGUUCAGGGGCCGCAACAUCGUUCUCUGCUUUGAUGGAACCACGAACCGCUUCGGAAAGGAAGGCAUCACCAACGUCAUCCGCGUUUAUGAGCUCCUCAACAAGGACACCAAACGACAAGUUUCUUACUACCAGGCAGGGAUCGGAACGUACGAUGCGAAAGUCCCAGUGGGAACCGACUCAGAUGGAUUGCCGCUGAAGACAAGAAUAUCGAAAUGGAAAGAUGUACUCGUCGCGAACGGUAUCAAGGGACACAUUCUCGGAGGAUAUAGAUUCUUGAUGAACCACUGGAAGAGCGGGGAUAGGAUUUACAUGUUCGGAUUUAGUCGUGGCGCUUACACCGCACGAGCGUUGUGCGGCAUGAUUGAGAAGGUUGGCCUGCUCAUCGCUGGUAAUGACGAACACGUCGAGUUCGCGUGGAAAAUGUACAAGAUGCGCAGCAAUUGGCAGCAAGCUGGAGAGUUUCGUGACAUCUUCGGUCAAAAGGCAACAAUUCAUUUCCUCGGCCUCUGGGACACUGUUCGAUCAACCGGCACGAAACGGACUUCAUAUCUACCAGAGCCCGGCAUGAGCCCGACGAAAGAUGGAGACCAUAACCGUAUUGACGGCUUUGCACGUUACGUCUAUCAUGCGCUCUCACUUGACGAAAGACGAGUCAAAUUUGAACCGGAGAAGUACCAUCCGCCUCCUCCGACUUCGGGUGGGGCUCGACCACGUAAAUCAACUGUCAUCGAGCGCUGGUUUGUUGGUGAUCAUAGCGACAUUGGAGGACGAUUCGGAUUCCUCGAGAGGAAGAGCGAAGAGGGCUCCUUAGCAAAUCUGAGCUUUCGUUGGAUCGUCUGGGCGGCGGCAAUGGCCUCGGCGGAUGGAAACAUCAUUUUUAGUGAAAAGGCUCUCAGGAAGUAUCGCUCGGUGUUGAUAUACGGAGAUCACGGCACUUCCACGAUUCUGAAUAUCCUGACGACGUCAACACCCGAGGAGGAUUCCGAGAAGGCACAUAAGCCCCAAGACACCAAACGUCCUCCACGAGAACACACAGAGCUGGCAGACAAGAUCCAUUGCUCCUUUGACCACGGUUUACGUGGGAAAGGCUGGGCAUUUUUGGAGAUUGUUGAGAGAAGACCAACUCGAGGUCGAUACCGCAAACUUCCAGCGGGUGCCAAAUUGCACGCGUCUGCCCGCUCCAAAGUUGAAUCCGACAAGAACUACGCACUAGGGCAUCCUGAUGAGCGCGACACAAAACUCAGUGCUCUCGAAGGCGACGAAUAUAUCGAGAAGGUCGUCCUUGCUGCCCCGCCUGCUCCUCCUGUUCUCGUGCAAGCGUCGACAAACAUAACUGCUGAAGCUCAACUUGAAACAAACCGGAGCCGCGGAACGGCGGGUGCUUCACGAACAGGAACAGUGCUUCCUCGCCCCAAACCGGGUCCAUUGGGAACGUAUGUUCCCCUGACGGAUGCGACCUUCCGCUGGGUUAAGCCUCUAAUUCGGGCAAUGGUAUGGCGCGGCUGA